CAGCUGUACGACGAGUGUUUCCGCAAUUGGUUCGCCAAUAGUUACAUGACUGGGAAAUCUAGCAAAAAAGGAGAUCACGAAGAAUGUCAACAGUUGUAUGAAGAAUACACGGAUUGCGUUAAGAGAGGCAUGCGAGAAUAUGGACUGCAGUAUGAACAAAUUGCUGUGUUCCAUUUAAAUAAAGAUAGUAAAACCAAACCAAAAGCCAAUACAAAUUAGUACAAAACCAUAACGAUGAGUGAUUGCAAAGGAAACGACAACAGAAGCAGUCACAAAGAUAACGCGAAAGAAGAUGACAGUCCAAGCAAUUGUAGUCCACCAACAAAGUCGUUGGACGAAUACGACAACUUGUUGGAAGUAGAAAAAAAUUUGGACGACCAAUUAAAAGAAUUACAAUCAAAACAGAUUGAAAGGCAACAAGUCAUGAACGCUCUUCACGAGUACAACGACCUAAAGGACGCAGCUCAGAUUGUGUUGGGCAGGUUGGCUUGUUUGGAAGGUACGACCGUCGCUCACAUUCAUCGUCAAUACGGCAUUGAAGACGACGAGUAAUACAUACACUUUGUUAUUACGUUGUCUUGAUAGAGCUAAAAAUUGUUAUACUUUUGUAAAAAAAAAAUACUUAAAAAUAUUAUAUUCUUUCCCUAGAUAUUUUUUAAUGAAUAUUAUUCCUUUUUAUUUUAUUAAAUCUAUUUCUAAUAGACUGUUUACAAUGUGUUCUAAUCAUUUAAUU
Adelges cooleyi (spruce gall adelgid) is the source of this 733-nucleotide messenger RNA. Its product is annotated as DNA repair protein SWI5 homolog. The transcript has 2 exons. NCBI's taxonomy places the organism in Eukaryota, Metazoa, Arthropoda, Insecta, Hemiptera, Adelgidae. The coding region runs from base 235 to 552 and encodes 105 amino acids. The record is from RefSeq and is a predicted model, not a curated record. Gene Ontology annotation, biological process: double-strand break repair via homologous recombination. Gene Ontology annotation, cellular component: Swi5-Sfr1 complex; Swi5-Swi2 complex.